Messenger RNA from Patella vulgata (common limpet), 2213 nucleotides. Its product is annotated as G-protein coupled receptor 54. Gene Ontology annotation, biological process: G protein-coupled receptor signaling pathway. The transcript has 6 exons. Bases 530 to 1900 code for a protein of 456 amino acids. NCBI's taxonomy places the organism in Eukaryota, Metazoa, Mollusca, Gastropoda, Patellidae. Gene Ontology annotation, cellular component: plasma membrane. The record is from RefSeq and is a predicted model, not a curated record. Gene Ontology annotation, molecular function: neuropeptide Y receptor activity.
UUGGUCCAGGAUAAUUCUUGUUUAUGAGAUAUUUGUGAAACAUUAAAGCCCGUCACAAUGAUCAAUACCAGUGAUUUUGUUCCUUCUAUACGAUUUAGCACGCGAAUCCGAUAUCUCAGCGCAUGACACGUUUUCCGAUAAAUAAGCCAAUGAUUUUGAUGAUAUAAAGUUUUAGAAAGGUAGAAAAGUGUCAUACUUGAUAGUUGGCAGACACCGAGAACAACAAUGAAAUUAAAAAUAUAUAUAUUUAGGUUAAUACAGUGUAAUUGGUGAUUUUCAAAACAAAAACAACCAAUAGUACAGAUUCAGUUCUCGGCAAUUUACAAACGGUACAGGAAAAGUUUGAGACGAUUGGACAAGUGGCUGUUUAAGUAGACAUUUCAGUUCUUAGACGUGGAUGAACUGUUAAUUUUUGGUUUAGUCCCGCAAGUGCAUACUAUUGUUAUGUGAACUCACAGACGAUAAUGCAUUGGAAUUUUAUGAUACAUAACUAUUAAAAGCCCACAAAACAGGAUACAGUAUUGUUAUCAUGGCAGCUAACAUUUCCGAUGUGGAGAUUAUUUCCAAAAAUGUCUCUGAACCAUGUUUUCACGAACUUCUUAACAGUACCACUGGCUGUAACGAAACGUUGAGUGAUGAUUAUUACUAUGAUUAUGACUAUUCAAUUUCUAAUAUACCGUUAGAAGAGUUGUUACCUGUAACGGUAACUUACAGUAUAACGUUAUUAAUAGGCAUUGUUGGUAACUUUUUGGUUAUAUUUGCUGUUUGUAGAUAUAAGAGAUUAAGGAGUAUAACCAAUUCAUUUUUGACGAGUUUAGCCAUAGCUGAUCUACUGUUGUUACUAGUUUGUGUUCCAAUUAAGUGUGCUGCAUUUGUGUCGUUUACAUGGUCAUUUGGAGAAGUUUUAUGUAAGUUUGUUUAUUAUAUGCAAACUGUAUCGAUGAUAUGUUCAGUGAUGACAUUAACAGUAAUGAGCAUAGAAAGAUGGGUUGCUAUUCUUUAUCCACUAAAAGCCAAAUAUUUGUGUACAUAUUCUCAUGCUCGUUUGGUUCUAUUCAUUGUGUGGGCAUUUUCUUUUAUUACGGCGAUCCCUGUUCUAAUUGGACAAAAACAUGUGUUGGUUGGUGUAAAGAUAAAGGCAUAUUGGUGUGUUAAGAACUGGCCUUCAUCUAAAAUUGAGAUAGUAUUUGAAGUAUAUAUGUUAGUGUUGAUGUUUGUAAUACCUAUGACAGUGAUGAUUGUAGCUUAUGCUGGCAUAUGUAAAGAAUUAUUAGCAUUAUCAUCAACAAGAGCUAAUCUUAGAGUAUCUAGCGGAAAACUCGUUCAGCAGCAAACUAGCAGCGGUAACAAUGGAAAUCAGAGAACAGUAGUUCCUGUUUAUAAUCAGCCAGGUAUCAUCUAUACAAAGACAAAGCCAAAGAGAACCAAAACCGAUGACGUCGAUGAUAAAACAAUUAAGGUGAUUCAGAUGUUGAUUGUGGUUGUUGUUUUGUUUUCUGUUUGUUGGGGACCAAUACUUAUCAACAACGUUCUUGUAGCAGUUGGCGUCAUUGAAAGGUUUCACUACGAUUAUCUGAAGCCCAUGAGACAGGCGUUUUUUCUGAUGUCUUAUUUCAACAGCUGUUCCAAUCCAAUAGUGUAUGGUUUUAUGUCCAAGCACUUUCGGCAGAGUUUUAAGCGCGCCAUCCUGUCUUGGUUUUGUUGUUCCAAGAGGAAACAAUUCCAGAAAAUCAGAUACAGCUUAAACGCCACACGCUCAACGACUCUUUGCAGUGGACGAAGUAGUAGCCAUAGCAGCAAAAGUAGAAACAAAUUUUCUGAAGAUUACAGAACUGAAAUGCCAUCGCCAAUAAUGGGAAUAAAAUCAAAAUCAAAUAAAACUUUGUCCCCUCCGAUAUGAUAAACGUUGCUGGUGUCUGGUUAUAAAUUUAUCUUUUGAACAUGAUACUAGCCAGAUGGAAAGCUGUCGCAUUUUGUCUUUACAUCCGACAUGUAAAGUCUGGUACGGAACUCCCGGGGAUGUAUUAUUUUAUCUCCCAGUCAACUAUAAAACAUUGUGCAAUCAUCGAUAACAUGUUGUGAAUUGUGAUUUAUCAUAUUCUGUGGCGCUCCACAAAUAAAAAACAACGAUGGCUAUAAUGAAUACUAAUGGGUUUUUGUCUUUAUGGCAAAACGUCAAUGGGUUAUUGUAUAACCAGCCUUAUAUUAUUGGU